AUGACGCCAACAAGAAGUCAGUCAAAGACACCGGAACCCUCCGCACACGAAUCCUUGAUCCAGAAUCUGCAGCAACUAGCCCAAGUUGCCCAGACACUAAGCAACGCUAUCCUCCAUAACAAUAACCGACCGCCACCACCACCAACAAAUGGGGACUCAGAAGUCGACCACCAAUUCUCAAAACAUCAACCACCCAUUUUCUCAGGGGAAGAAGACCCCACAAUUCUCGAAGAAUGGAUCCGAACCUUUGACAAAAUCUUCGAAGCAGUCGAAUGCCCGGAGAAACGCCAUGUAGAAGUAGCCUCCUUCUAUUUCGGACACGAAGCCGAUCUUUGGUGGCUCCACGAGGGACCUGCUUACAAACAAGAACCGGGGUUCAACUGGGAAUCCCUGAAAGUACGACUACGAGAACGAUUCUGCCCCGCUCACAUAAGGGCAGCCAUGUACGAAGAAUUCCUCCACCUAAAGCAAGGAACAGCCACGGUCACGGAAUAUCACAAACAGUUUCUCAAGCUAGCUCGUCUCACGCCCGAGCAAGUACCUACAGAAUCAACCAAAAUAGAGAAAUUCGUGACAGGCCUCAACUUCGAAAGCCGGAAGGCCCUAAUCUUACACAAACCAAAGACACUCGAAGAAGCCUAUACCAAGGCAGCCAAACUCCAACAAAUACCAUACAGCACACCGGAGACACACAAGGGACACAAAAGGAAAUUUGGGGAGAAUCAUGCAACCCCCCUGCGGGAAUCAAAGAUUGCCAGGGCCACCCCGCCCUAA
Messenger RNA from Ipomoea nil (Japanese morning glory), 774 nucleotides. RefSeq lists its product as uncharacterized. The record is from RefSeq and is a predicted model, not a curated record. The coding region runs from base 1 to 774 and encodes 257 amino acids. The transcript has a single exon. Lineage: Eukaryota; Viridiplantae; Streptophyta; Magnoliopsida; Solanales; Convolvulaceae.